This is a messenger RNA of Bipolaris maydis ATCC 48331, 4569 nucleotides long. RefSeq lists its product as uncharacterized. Lineage: Eukaryota; Fungi; Ascomycota; Dothideomycetes; Pleosporales; Pleosporaceae. The record is from RefSeq and is a predicted model, not a curated record.
AUGCAGAACUACGGACAAGCACCAGGCUAUCAACAGCCAGGAAGCGCAACGGGCUUCGCAGGCCAGCAGAGCGCGCCUCCGCCAGUACCGCCGCCCCCACCGGGCUAUGGAGCUUCGCAAGGAUACCAGUCUGUUGCUCCCCAACCGCACGGUCAAUGGAUUCCCUCCACGCCCACGCCAACUCAGACGUCGAGCCCAUGGAGCCAAUCGCAACCUCAAACUAUGGUGGGAUACAAUCCGGGCACAUAUGGAGCGAUAUCAGGCGCACAACGGCAAUCAUAUGCUCAGCAACAAGAUGUGCCUCCUCCUCCUCCCCCGAAACCAUACGGCUUUGCGGCGGCAAUGCAACGACAAGAGCAGCAGCAGCAGCAGCAGCAGCAAAAUUGGGCCCAGCAGCCUCAGCAGCAUGCCAACUUCACACCUCAACCCCAACAAGGAGGAUAUACCAAUCCGGGUCCUCCGCAGCCGACAUAUCCCUAUGUAGCUCCUCCGCCACCACAUGCAGGAAGACCAAGUUCGAUAUAUGGUGCAAUUCAGACACCGUCAACCCCAAAUGCUCCACCGGUGGCUUCUCAGCAAGCCCAUGCAAAUAUCAUUCCAAACGAACAGCAGCCAGCAUAUGCCCCACCAUCUAUGCAUGGAACAAGCGUACAAGAGUACAUGUCACCUAAUGCCAAUCUAACAAAUAGUAUUCAUGGCCCUCUUCCGUCGAAUGCCCCAACAUGGCAGCAGGCACAACAACAACCGCUACAGGGGGACACAAGCCAGUUCACUUACACGAGGCCGGCUGCGGAUCAGAAUCCUUACGUGCAGGGAAACCAGAGUACACAGCCUUCAUAUCAAGCAGGGCAACCUCCGCCGCUUCCGCCGCGCGUUGGACAGCAGACGGGACAAGCUGUGCAAAAUCAACAACCCCAGUACCAUCACUACGGACAUCAAGCACAGACGCAGUAUCCACCGCAGACCCAGACACCUCAAUCAUAUCAAGGCCAAGCCGUCCCUGCUAGCCAGCAGCAGCAACAGUCAUUUGCGCAGACACAGCAUCCACAAAGUCAACAUCAGCAGCAGCAGCAACCACAACCGCCGACGUACGGACAAACUUCUCACGACCAGCAGGCCAGUUCCUUCCCACAACAGACACAGCCUCAAAAUCAGUGGCAGCCCCCACCACCUCCAGAUCCAGCUUACAACCAUCACGUUGCACAACCAUCUUAUGAAACUCCACAGAUACCACAGCCAGCCCAAGCCCCAAAUCUCAACCAGCAGUAUCCUCAUGUGCAAAACCAACCCGCUCAGGAGUCGACUUCAUCCAGCCAAACUAACCCUGUCUCAUCAAGCCCCUAUGAAUCACGUCCAAACAGUCAGCCAGUCUCGCCAAUAUCGAAUCGACCCAGUCUCAGCUAUCCCCCUGGGCAGAAUCCGCGCUAUAGCCGUGCCGACUCUAUAAACUCCGUUGCUUUCGCCAAAUAUUGUGCCCAACGUGCUGAAAACAAAACGGCGUCUCCAAAACCUACUCUACAAAAGUUUUCAACGCCGCCUCCACCGCGUGACGACAAGUCAACAUUCAGUGCAUUGGCCGCUGGCGGCCCUUCGGAUUGGGAGCACUUGGGUGGCAGUGAGGAGAUUGAUGACGAAGACCUUUUUCGUACGAAGCCGGAGAGAAAAGGAACUGAGAUUUCCCAACCAGAUAGCAUUGAACUGCCAGCCCACGUUCCAUCCCCUCCGUCAACGCACGGCUUUCCAAGUCCUGCAGUAUACCCCACACACCCAGGAUCAAGUGAUUCAGUAGACAGAUACAUGCCUACACCUCCUUCCGUCGUGGCACAUCCCAGCGAGCGACGUUCGCCAAGUUCCACACCAGAGGGUUUCGUCGUAGAAGAUGCGAUCGUGGCGCCGUUGAGAACUACCCCUAAACCCACAGAGAGUACACGGCAUCCUCGAGAUCGAUUCUUGCACGAAGCGCACUCAAAUGGUAUGGCGAGCCCUGCUGGUCCCGGUUAUGCCGCAGAACUCAAGGCAAAAGACGAGCUCAUCGAUCAAUUGCGGGCAGAGCUGCAACAGCAGACUGAUCAGCGCCGUACCGAGUCCGAGAUGUUCAAGGCUGAAAGAGAGAAAUUUGAAUCUGAAUUCGAGGCCGCAAACAGCCACGCAGCGGAUGAGCGGGAUGUUCUGUUAGCGCAACUUGAGAGCAUGAGGUUGACAGCAGAUCAAGCUAGUGCUAAUUCUGAGGCCGUGGUUAAAGAGAAAGGUCUAACUAUCGACAGACUGAAAGAAGACAUGGAGGGGAAGGAGAAUAACCUCGAAGAGCGUGACAACACCAUUGCCGAGUUGAGACGCCAACUCGAAGACGAAAAGACGAAGGAGCUGCCGAAGCCAGCUGCAGCAGAUCUCAUUCCAGACCUUGAUCCGUGGUAUGUAGGCUCAUUAGAGAGGUACAUUGCUAUGCUCCGUAGCGAGGCAAUGGAGCCACAGGUCCAAGAAAAGAUGAAGAUAUUCAAGACUUUUGUCAAAGCUGAGGCGGGUUUCAGAGGAAUCUCACUUUUUGACGCCCUGCCUCAAGUGCCAACAGUUGAACCAGCGGCUUCGAUACAACCUGAGCGAGAUUCGGAACCCCACAGCAACUCAAAUAGCUUUAAUGCAAGACGGGAUCUAAAAGUGCAAGUCCUGCCGGACACAGCGCAACAUGAUGACUAUGAUUAUAGUCCAGGCGGAAGGCCCAUCAUAUCGCGGAAACCAACAUUACCUCUUAUGGAUAUUCCGCAGAUGCAGCCCCAAACUGCGCCUUCUGUGCAAUCCACCACUAUUCUGACCCCAACAAGCUCAAUCGAUGAUGACAUGAACAAAACACCGAUUCAGUCUCAUCCUGAAGAACCGUCACAAUCACAAUACAAAGCCUAUGUGCCACCAAUCAGAAACCCUGAAGACCCCCCGCCCUUGCGACAUAGGCAAACGAUGUCUUUCAUGAACGUACCAAGCGGAGUUUCGUCAUCAGGCCUUCACAAGGGUCAUGAUGAGAUCUUCUUUGGAGCAGGUGAGCCGAAUACUCAUGCGAACAAUCCUCCCCAUGGUGAGAGCGAUGAUUCUAUUCCCCCAUUGAAUAUAAAGUCACAAGGCCAAACCUCAGUCACACCUCCGCACGAAAACGAUCCCAACAAAUACCUGGCCAGACUUCUGCCACGACAGCUUGAGGGUGGACCCAGCCGUCAAAUCCAGAAGCUCAGAGCCAAACUAUCAGAUGUAGCAAACGGGCUUGUCAAGAUGGAAGAGCUUAUGGGUACAUGGGAAAAGACAACAUCUCUCAACCGGCGGAAAAAUGACGAUGCACGUCGGAAGCGCCAGGAAGAGAACGAGGAGCACAAUGACGAUCUCUUCAACAAUGAUGAAAUCUCAUAUGCGGAAAUGAAACAAUUGGAAGAAGAAUUCAAGAAGAAGGAGGUAGAGCUGAAGACACAAGAGGUGCAGGAGGAAUACAAGAGCUACAUGGAGACCGUGUUCAACCCAGUCUAUAACGGGCUUCAAGCAGAAAUCAGGCAGCUAAUGAAUCUAUACGACGAGGCCCAGCAUCUCCUCCAAACGUCCGUGUCCGGUAUCAAGAGUCUCGAAGGCGGCGAUCCCCCCAGCACUGAAGACUGUCUCGAGUUUCUAGAAGAAAUAUACAAACAAGCCGAAAAGCGGCACGAAGGCAUCGUCCGCAUCGUCGCCGAGCGCGACCGCCUUUACAAGAAAACCGAGGUCCAGCCCCUCUACGCCGCCGGCAAGAUCAGCGCAAUGAAAGACCUAGAAAAGCAUUUCGAAGCCGCAGAGAAACAGGCUGUCCUUAAUGCCGAACGCGAAAAGGAACGACGUAUCAGCCAUCUCGUCAGCUUCGUAGAAGACUUUGUCGUUGAUGCCCUGAGCACCGAACACAACGAGAUCGACAACAUACUUGCUGCUAUCAAGCGUCUGGAUGACAGCACCGGCAACGCAGAUACCCUUUCCCAUGCGCACUCUGCCCUAGAAGCCCUCAAACACUCUUCCAAGGCACUACUUUCUCUCUUCAAUGACCUCGAAAUCGAACUUAACAGCGCCGCCGCAGACGCCGCCAUCGCGCAGGCCGAAAGCGACAAGAGCGGUGCGGCGCGGGUGCGCGAGUUGCAGGCUGAGAAGAAGGAAGCAGAGAAGAAGUUGGUAGAUGAGUAUACGCGCAGAGUAGGGGUUUUGGAAAGUGAUGAGGGGGCAAUUAAGGAGUUGGUUGAAAGGAAAACGCUCAAGGAGAAGAAAGGGAAUGGAGACGGUGGUAAGGAGGAGCGAUUGCGUAUGGCGCUUGAAGAGGCGAAGAGGAGGAAUGGGCAUGCUUGAUUGAGAUAUUGAGGAUUUGAAAAUCAAAUUGAGUCUAAUGAUGGGAAACAUUUUGAUAUAAACAGCCGGAGGGUUGGGGGUGGAAUGUUUCUUUUUUUUUUAUUUCAAGCGCUCUUAAAAUUCCUGCCAUCUCCAACUAUAAUUUAGUAGCAGUUACUAAUUACCCCCAAGAAAUAAUCAAAUUCGAUCCUAAUCACGGACAUUCUUCCUCGCCCGUCGUUGCCACGUGCA